AUGUACAUCGCUCUCCAUUACAUAGUCACCCGCCUCCCUGACUCCCUUCGUGUAGUCAGAGACCACUUCCUCUCAGUCUGUCCCACCACUCUCACUGUUGACCUCCUCAAGAAGGCCCUCUUAGCAGCGGAGAAGAGCAUAGUCGCUGCAGGAGCCUCUCGUGGUGACCCUCGCACCCCCAACUUUGAGGGGUGUUCCCCUUCCCCCCUUUUGCCCUCUGUCGCCUCUGCUGCUGCGGCCGACCUUGUUGGUCUUGAGUCGGUCGGUACGGCGUCUGCCCCUAGUGGGAGACGCCGCUCUGGCAAGGGCAAGGAGGGCAGGGGCGCGGGCGGAGCUAGCGGGGGUGGUGGAGGUGGCGGUGGAGGCGGCAGAGGGAGUGGGGGUGGCGGUGGGAGUGGUGGCGGGGGUGGAGGUGUCGGUGGCGGCAGUGGAGGCGGAGGCGGCGGAGGCGGUGGCGGUGAGAGCGGAGGCGGCGGUGGUGGCCGAGGUGGAGGAGGUGGAGCUGGUCGUGGUGGUGCUACGCAGCGGAGCGGCUCCGGUGGUGGUCAGCGCCAGCAGCAGCAGCAGAGUUCUCGGGACAUCCCCCCCCCUCAGCAGCUCCAUGAGUGGUACGCUGCACAUCAGAGGGGUGGGGGUACUGGUCCGUGCACCUACGUCCUACGCACCGGAGACCGCGCAGGUGAGCAGUGUGGGGGUCUACACCCCACCCAGCGCUGCUUCGGCUGCCUGACGGACGCUUGGCGUCACCAGUUCCUGGAGGCAACUGAGAUCCCCCGUUGGGGUGAGCUGUAUAGGGCGGGUGUAGCUAUCUUUGAUCUUGAAUUUGAUGCUAUUCUUGCUGCCAUGUAUGCUGUGAUUAUUAGUGAUGAGGGUGACUGUUACCGGUGUUUCCCGCCCGACCCGGGCAUUGAGACUGCUGCUCUAGGUACUGGUGAGGCUGCUGCUCUAGGUGCCAGUGUGGUUGCUGCUCUAGGUGCCAGUGCGUCUGCAUCCUUAGGCCGGCACCUGGCCACGUUUACGCAUCGGCCGGGGUCGAGCCUCUACACUUUGACCACUAAGUCUCCUCCUGUCCCUGCGUCUGGUGAGGUACCUGCGUUGGGUCAGGUGUUUGCUGCAGCGUCUAGGCCUGGCCCUACCUGCGUCCCCUGUGUCGAGGGGCGGCUACUGGCUGCCCCUCACUCCUCUCAGUUUCCCCCGACAGAGGCCCCGCUGCAGACGCUUCACAUGGACGUGUGGAGCCCGGCCCGCGUCCGUGGGCAGGGUCACGAGUGCUACUUCCUACCGAUGGUUGACGAGUACUCGCGUUACACCACAGUCUCCCCCUUGCGCAGCAAGGGUGAUGUAACUGAGGUGUUGAUCGACUGGAUCCACGCAGCCAGUCUCCAGCUCAGGAGGAGCUUUGGCUCAGACUUUCUUGUUCUACGUCUGCACUUUGACCGAGGCGGAGAGUUCUCCUCUGGCCUUCUGCGAGCCUACUGCCGUGCGCGAGGCAUUCGCUAG
Molecule: messenger RNA, 1500 nt
Organism: Closterium sp. NIES-65
Lineage: Eukaryota; Viridiplantae; Streptophyta; Zygnematophyceae; Desmidiales; Closteriaceae
Source: the annotation of a GenBank genome assembly